GUGCUUACGUUUUUAACAUUAAGCAUUUACCAUGUUGUGCAAAUGACAGGAAAAAAAAAAGGUGAUCAUGCAUCAAGCAUAUAUACACAAUUAUGAGAUCUACGGCCACAAGGAGUGCUAAAGUACAGGAAAAGAACAAGACAAAGAAGAGAGUAUAUUAUAAAAAGGUAGUGUACGAUGGAUGUGAGUUUGGGGUCGGAGAUGAUGUAUAUGUGAAAAGGAGAGAAGAUGCAAGCUCGGACAAUGAGGACCUCGAAAUGGAGGAAUGCAGAGUGUGCUUCAAGGCAGGAAUGAGCGUGAUGAUCGAGUGUGAUGAUUGUCUAGGUGGGUUUCAUUUGAAGUGCUUGAAGCCACCACUGAAAGAGGUUCCGGAAGGGGAUUGGAUUUGUGUGUUCUGUGAGGCCCAGAAACUGGGCAAGCAGAUUGAACUUCCAAAGCCACCAGAAGGGAAGAAGCUGGUUAGGACUUUGAGGGAAAAGCUCCUUUCCAGCGACUUGUGGGCUGCCCGGAUAGAGAGUUUGUGGAAAGAAGUAGAUGGUAGCUAUUGGUUCCGUGGUCGAUGGUAUAUAAUUCCAGAAGAAACUGCUGCUGGAAGGCAGCCACAUAACUUAAAGAGAGAGCUUUAUCGAACAAAUGAUUUUGCUGAUAUUGAGGAGUAUUUGUGACCCUUGGAUGGAUUUAUUCUUUUAGGGAGACUUUUCUUGUUUGAUCAUGUACUUAUAUGUUGGAUGGUUGUUAUGUUCUUGUUCUUGAAUUAGUUUGGUGCUUGAAUUUACUUACUUUAUGCCUGAUUUUGUAGUUAAAUCCAUUAUUUUUGUUAUUUCAUUUUGUUUGGUUACUGCCAAGUCCUUAAAGUUGUAUUUUAAAGCAGAUAAGAAAAUGCGCUUAAGCAC
This is a messenger RNA of Rubroshorea leprosula, 893 nucleotides long. The record is from the annotation of a GenBank genome assembly. Lineage: Eukaryota; Viridiplantae; Streptophyta; Magnoliopsida; Malvales; Dipterocarpaceae.